CACACUGCAGGACAGCGGCCGGCAGCCCUCCGCGGCCAUGGAGCGGGCUCCAAACCUGCUUCUGCUCUGCAUCUUCACCUUCGCCAUGGUGCCGGUUCCUGAAGCCAAGGACCAGAGCAAGGCAGCCAAGGGCAGGAGAAGGGGCCUGGCACGGCCACCAACAGCCCCCCCUGCCCUGGCCUGGGCCCCAGAUGACCCCUACACCAGCAUGGCAGAGUACGAGCACAGCAUCCAGGACAUGGUGCGCCAGCUGAGGAACGGCUCUGAGCCGGGGGACACCAAGUGCCAGGUGAACCUGAGGCUCUGGAGGUCCAACCGGAGGAGCCUGUCCCCCUGGGCCUACAGGAUAAACCACGAUGCCACACGGAUCCCAGCAGACAUCCCCGAGGCCCGGUGCCUCUGCACUGGCUGCAUCAACCCCUUCACCAUGCAGGAGGACCGCACCAUGGCCAGCAUUCCCAUCUACAGCCGGCUGCCCGUGCGCCGCCUGCUCUGCCCGGGCCCGGCCGAGGCGGGGCACAGGCCCUCGGGCAAGAAGAAGUGUCACAAGAAGUACCAGAUGGUGAUGGAGACCAUCGCUGUGGGCUGCACCUGCAUCUUCUGA
Pseudopodoces humilis (Tibetan ground-tit) is the source of this 604-nucleotide messenger RNA. RefSeq names its product interleukin 17B (gene IL17B). The record is from RefSeq and is a predicted model, not a curated record. Gene Ontology annotation, cellular component: extracellular region. Gene Ontology annotation, molecular function: cytokine activity. Gene Ontology annotation, biological process: inflammatory response. NCBI's taxonomy places the organism in Eukaryota, Metazoa, Chordata, Aves, Passeriformes, Paridae.